Messenger RNA from Bursaphelenchus okinawaensis, 2623 nucleotides. Lineage: Eukaryota; Metazoa; Nematoda; Chromadorea; Rhabditida; Aphelenchoididae. The record is from the annotation of a GenBank genome assembly.
AUGGGCGUGAUCAAGAACUACGAUGAGGCCAAGACCAGAAUCAACGACUUUUUACAGAACUUCUACAAGUCUGACGAAGAUGGUAACAAGAACUUUGUUUACGCUGACAAGGUAACUGACUUGGCCGCUAGAAAAUUUGUCGCUUUGUAUGUGGAGCUGGCUGAUGUUAAUGUACAUGAUCCCGACUUGAAGAACGAGAUUCAGAACAACACCAGGAGGUAUCAGAAGUUGUUUGCUCAAUGCAUUGAUGGUAUGAUUGAAAAAAUUCUGGACACCAUGGAAGCUCCUGUAUUAGAUGCUCUUGAUGCCUUUGUGUUUCAACGAAGAUACGUCGACAAGAAGGAGCAGGAGACGAAACAGGAGGGCAACCAGGUACCAGAAGACCCAAAGAAUUCUUAUCCAGAGGAACUGAUGAGAAGAUUGUAAGUGACUUUUAGGUAUCAAGACAUUAUCCUUCAAUUAUAGAGACUUAUAUUUAAAGGUAAUAUAUUGCAUAUUGACUAUACAUUUUCAGUGAGAUCUACUUUAUCCAAGAGCCAGUGGCACCACAACUCGCUGUUAGAGAUAUCAGAGCCAACUGUGUUGGAAAGCUUGUCACAAUGAGAGGUGUUGUCAUAAGAGUUUCUGACGUUAAGCCUUCUGUUAGUGUUAUCACGUAUAGUUGUGAUACCUGUGGUGCUGAGUUGUACCAGACUAUUUCCACAAGGUCCUUCCAACCUCUGAUCGCGUGUCAAAGUAAGGAUUGUGUAGACUCUAAGGCUGGUGGACGAUUGCAACUACAACACCGUGGGUCAAAAAUGCCAAAGUUCCAGGAGAUUCGUAUUCAAGAAAUGGUCAGUUUUUGUUUUGUUUAGUAUUAUUACCCCUUUGAGUCUGUAUCUUAAAUUUUAUAUUUAGAGCGAUCAAGUACCAGUAGGAAGCAUUCCCAGAGCUACUACGGCUUUCUGUUACGGAGAAAACACUAGGAAAGUACAACCAGGAGAUCAAGUACUUGUCUGUGGAGUGCUUACUCCAACUUUAAAUACCGGAUUCAAACAGAUGGGUGGAGGUUUGAUCACUGAUGUUGUACUAGAUGUUCACUUCAUCAAGAACAGCAGGAACGACGCCGAGGAGUUUGUGGACGCUGAAAUGACAGAAGAAGAAAUUGACAUUGUGUCUCAGGAAAACAUUUACGAUUUAUUGGCUUACAGUAUUGCUCCUGAAAUCUAUGGUUUGUCAGAUGUCAAGAAGUCGCUACUUCUGUGUUUGGUUGGUGGAACAGACGCUCAAGAGUCUGGAAUGAAGAUUAGAGGUAAGUUCUAUUAUUUAAUGAGAAAAUAUUAAUAAAUUCCAGUUAAAACUUUAAUAAAAAAUUAUUUCAAAUUUGCGUUUAGGUGCCAUUAACGUCCUUCUGGUCGGCGAUCCAGGUGUGGCCAAAUCUCAACUGUUGUCUUACGUCGACAGAUUGGCUGUCAGGAGUCAGUACACUACUGGUCGUGGGUCGUCUGGUGUUGGUCUGACUGCUGCUGUCGUUAAAGAUGCUGUGACGGGAGAAAUGACAUUGGAGGGUGGUGCCUUGGUACUCGCUGACAAAGGUAUCUGCUGUAUCGAUGAGUUUGACAAGAUGAUGGACGGUGACAGAACAGCCAUCCACGAAGUCAUGGAACAACAGACCAUCUCAAUUGCAAAGGCUGGUAUCUUGACCUCGUUGAAUGCUCGUGUAUCUAUUGUCGCUGCCGCCAACCCAGCAUUUGGAAGGUAUAAUCCGAAACGUUCGAUUGAGGAGAAUAUUCAACUGCCAGCUGCUCUUCUGUCUCGGUUCGACUUGUUGUGGCUGAUCCAGGAUCGCCCUGAUAGAGAUGCCGAUCGUCGUCUGGCUGAGCACGUCACCUUCGUACACAGAGAAGGUCAUCAGCCAAAGGCCGCUAUGGAGCCAUUACAUAUGGAUCUUGUCAGGCGAGUAACUUAUUUCAUAUUUAAUUUUUAGGGAAUGUAAAUAAAAUUUAUUUUAUUAUUAUUUUUUAUGCAUUCAACAAUUAAUUUUGAUUAUUUUAGAAAAUACAUUGCAAUUUGCAAAAAGAAGCAACCUAGAUUUCCAUCCAGUUUGACCGCCAGGUUGGUCGAAAAGUACGUGCAAAUCAGAAACGAUGCCGAAGAAGUUGUGAACUCUACGUACACGUCUCCUCGUGUGCUUUUGGGUAUUAUUCGUUUGAGCACUGCUUUGGCUCGCCUUCAUUUGAGUGACGAAGUGUCGGCCGAACACGUCGAUGAAGCCAUUAGGCUUAUGGACUCCGCCAAGGCUUCUUUGGCUCCCAAAGUUAUGGAUGUUAGGAGGUAAGUGUUGUUUUUGAUAUUAUUUAUCUCUUUUUUUUAACUUAUAAUAAUAACGGUUGAUUACUUAAAAAUCAUUGAAAACAUGUAAAUUUUCAGAAGAAAGAACCCUCAAGAUGAAGCAUUCGAUGCCAUCCGGGAGUUCUUGGUUGAAUCUGGCCACAACAACGUCACCAGAAGAGACAUCAUCAGAAAGUGUGUAGCCAAAGGAAUCGACGAAGAUGUCGUGCUACAAGGCAUCGAAACCUGGACGAACUCUGGAGUGUUAUUCGAAGAUCAAAACAAGCGCCUCAGAUACACACUCGUCAACUAA